Messenger RNA from Chelonia mydas (Green sea turtle), 2411 nucleotides. RefSeq names its product E3 ubiquitin-protein ligase TRIM39-like. Gene Ontology annotation, molecular function: protein binding; zinc ion binding. The coding region runs from base 146 to 1576 and encodes 476 amino acids. NCBI's taxonomy places the organism in Eukaryota, Metazoa, Chordata, Testudines, Cheloniidae. The transcript has 6 exons. The record is from RefSeq and is a predicted model, not a curated record.
UGUUCCCAGUGAUCUGGCUCCAGCUCAGCAAACAGCCUGAGUCAGUUCCAGGAAGGGAAACACCCAGCUGCUGCUGCUGCAGGCGGGGCAUAUUUCUGAGCUCAGGAAAGUGAAACUACCCCUGUUCCACUGCCCGGAGGGAGCCAUGGCUGCAGAGAACCCCUUGGAAAGUCUCCAGGAGGAAGCGACAUGUCCCGUCUGUCUGGAGUAUUUCACAGACCCUGUCACUCUGGAGUGUGGGCACAAUUUCUGCCGAGCCUGCAUCGCCCAGUGCUGGGAGGGACCCGACACAGCCGCCUCCUGCCCUCAGUGCAGAGAAACUGUGCAACAGAGAAACCUCAGGCCCAACAGGCAGCUGGGAAACAUGGUAGAAAUCGCCAAGCGGCUGAGUUUCCAGGCAGCGAAGGGAGCAGGAGGGGGCGGGGUGUGUGGGAAACACCAGGAGACUCUGAAACUGUUCUGUGAAGAGGAUCAAACUUCUGUCUGUGUGGUUUGCCAUCUGUCCCGGGCUCACAGAGCUCACAGGGUGGUUCCCAUAGAGGAGGCUGCCCAGGAGUACAAGGUGAAACUCCAGGGAGCCCUGGGCCCUCUGAGGAAGGAGCUGGAAGAGUCCUUGGCUCUGACGUCUAAAGAGGAGGAGAAAACCACAGAGUGGCAGGGGAAAGUGAAGAAUAAGAGAGAGAUGAUUGCAGGUGAAUUUAACAAACUGCACACACUGCUGAGAGAGGAGGAGCAGCUGCUUCUGCAGAGCCUGGAGGAGGAGGAGAGGGAGACUCUGCACAGACUAAGGGAAAAUGUAACUAAGCUCUCCCAGCAAAGCUCCUCUCUGCAGCAGCUGAUCACAGAGAUAGAAGAGAAGUGUCAGCAACCGGUUGCGGAGCUGCUGAAGGAUGUGAAAAGCACAUUGAGCAGGAGUGAGAAUGUGAAACUCCAGGAACCAGAAGCUGUUUCUACUGACCUGAAGAAUGUGUAUAAAAUUUCCCUUGACAUGAGGGAAGGGCUGAAGAGAUUCGGAGUGGACGUGACUCUGGAUCCAGACACGGCAAAUCCCCACCUCGUCCUGUCUGAGGAUCGGAAACGUGUGAGACAUGGAGACACACGCCAGGAUCUGCCCGACAAGCCUGAGAGAUUUGAUACAGGCCCCAAUGUCCUGGGCGCUGAGGGGUUCGCGGGCGGGCGGCGUUACUGGGAGGUGGGGGUGGGAGACAAGACAGCCUGGGACCUGGGGAUUUGUAGGGAAUCUCUGAGCAGGAAGGGGAAGGUCACACUCACACCUGAGGAUGGAUACUGGGCCGUGUGGCUGAGGGAUGGAAAAUAUAAGGCCCUCACCUCCCUCUCGACCCCCCUCCCCGUGAGCGUCCGGCCCAGCCGGGUGGGGAUUUUCCUGGACUAUGAGGCGGGCGAGGUCUCGUUUUACAAUGUGACUGACGGGUCCCAUCUCUUCACGUUCACUGACACCUUCUCUGGGACGCUCCGCCCUUUCUUCUCUCCCUGUGUCAACGCUGAGGGUAAAAACGCGGCUCCCCUGAUCAUCUGCCCGGUCCCAGCUGAGGCCGGAGGGAAUCUCGGUCCCUGACAGUGACCCCGCAGCACAGACUGACCCCCCCAGUGCUGCUGCUCCUCCCGCCCCCAGUGCUGCAGACCAGUUACUGCCAGCAAAUGGACUUUUUGUGCUGACCAGACGCUGCCAGUUUCCCUUUUCAACUGGAGGUUCCAGUCGAAAACCGGACACCUGGCAACCCCCAGCCCUCACCUUGCCCCGUCCCCUGCCCCGGGGGCAGCAGAUGGUGGGGGAUGGGGUCAUUCACUCCUGUCAGAAUUCUCUACCCCUGUGAAAUCUCAAUGUAAAAUAGGAAAGAAAAAAGAUUAUUCUAAUUUAGGAAAACAUUAUUGUAACAAGGUGUAAAUACAAGAAUAUUUUAAUUUAAAUUUAAAUUUCACAGUAUUUCAAAAACAGGCAUCUAAACAUAUUUUUAGAAAUGGAAUUAUUUACAUUUAUUUUUUGAUUCUUCCCUCAAAUCUAUAUUGAAUUUUAACUUCUGUAAAUAACGUCAUUUGUAUUUCAACUGUGGAAUUUCAAGAAAUCCAAAAUUUUUAUCUUAACAAAAUAAACUAUUAAAUUGUCAGACUGGGUUGUUCGGUUACAAUGUACUUUCUAGCUACAUAUAAUCGGUAAUCAAGAUAUGACUCUUCCUUUCUUUUUUUCUCACAUCAGUUUUCAAAACACUGUCCGCGACCUCAAAUGCUAUCUUCCUAUAGAUAGAAAUCUCUUCUACAAUCUCCAUUUUUUUGUUUAUUUUUCUUUUGAAAUAUUAUUUGCAGGCAAUGUACUGUCAGUGUCCACUGUUGAUUUCAAUAUACCAUCGGGCUCUUCAUGUUCUUGGUUAUAAGGACACAACAAAUGUAAUCUG